Messenger RNA from Paramormyrops kingsleyae, 3701 nucleotides. Lineage: Eukaryota; Metazoa; Chordata; Actinopteri; Osteoglossiformes; Mormyridae. The record is from RefSeq and is a predicted model, not a curated record.
AGAAGUGUUCUAGGGGGCGGGACUUCCUGCAGGGCUGCUGUUGGAUGGCCGAAGCCUGUAGGUGACACGUAUCUAAAGUUAAAGGCACCGUUUAGGCCGCGCUGCUCCCGCUGACACUUUUAGAAAAAAAGCCUCCUGCGUGUUGCCUUUGGCUUUCGCUGGCUAAAUCGGCUCUUCCAUCUAUUCAACUUCGGAAAGUGAAAGUUUAGCGUUUCUGAAGUCUGUCCUGCGAGUUUCCUCCAAACGGGGAACAAAUAAAGAAGAAAGAAAAAAGACGGGACAAACUUGGCAACAUAGUUCUGCAAGUAGCAAUAAUUACAGAUGUUAGGCUUCUUGCAUGAAUAAGUUGAUCGAUGGAGAGUGUUUACGCUGCAACGAUUUAACUUGAUCCCUUGGUGACGGUUUUAGUUAUGCAGGAGGAAAAUUAAAAAGGACAAACCCCAAAAAAGGUAGGGAGGCGGGGCGGGGGGGGAAGUUUGUGAUUUGGCUUGUUAAGUUUCGGCGGAGGUUUGGGGGCUGCCUGCUCGGGAGGAUGGGAAACGGAGUGUGCUCUAGAAGGCAGAAGCGGGUCUUCCAGUCCCUGCUGCUUCUCACCGUGGUCUUCGGCGUCAUUUACGGGGGCAUGUUCUCCUACGAGCUGCACAAGCAGCUGAAACGGACCGAGGUGCUGGCGAUCAAGUACCAGCAGCACCAGGAGUCUCUGUCGGCUCAGCUGCAAGUGGUGUAUGAGCACCGGUCCCGGCUGGAGAAGUCCCUGCAGAAGGAGCGCUUGGAGCACAAGAAGGCCAAAGAAGAUUAUCUUGUGUACAAACUUGAAUCUCAGCAAACCCUGAACAAAGAGAAGCAAGAUGCCGGCACCAGGUUUCACUCCUUGCAUGUGCAACACCAGAUGUUGAAGAACCAACACGACGACAUAAAGAAGCAGUUCUUCGAGCUUCAGGAGAAACACCAGGUCCAGAGUGAUGACCAUGGCAAGGUCCUGGAGGAUCACAGGCAGAAAUAUGACAAUCUUCAGCAGACCAAGGAGCUGGAGAUCUCCAGGCUCAAAGAAAAUGUGUAUAACCUCAGAGAGGAGAACAAGCAGCUGAGGAAGGCCCAUCAGGACGUUCACAUACAGCUGCAGGAUGCCCGGCAUCAACAGAAGAAUUUAAAGUCCUCUCAUGACCAACUCGCACUGACACUAGAAGACCACAAGAAUGCACUGGCUGCUGCACAGGCUACCACAGUUUGCUCUGCAUGCAUGCGGUCGCCCCCAUACCAAGUGGAGGAGCUGAAGAGGCUAAAGCUAUCUCAGAAUCGGCCGCUCGGCCCGCAGCAGGCGAACCAACCGACCCCAGCCACGGCGUCCAAGAGCCUGUUCGACCACAAGGGGGAGCUCCAGGCCCACAGGGCGAUGGAUGCAAAGCUAGAGCCGCAGCCGCAGGACCCCCGGGAGGAGAAACCUCAGGAGGAACGGCGGACAGAGCUGGCGGAGGAGGAGAUGGCACAAGUGGGGCAGCCCCAGGAAGAGGAGGACGAGGAGGGAAUGGAGGAGAGGGCACAACCCAACCAGCCAGACGAAAACGCUCUUGACCACGAGCACGGUCUGCACCAGGAAAUGGCGGAGCAUGGCCCGGCUCCGGCCCAGGGGCGGGUCAAGUCUGCCUACGAAGCGCAGCUGGAGCAGCAACGUCUGGCCGCGCAGCAGGAUGCGGAGCGCAGGCAGCUGCAACUGCGCCAGGAGGCCCUGCACCAGCAGCAGCUGCGCGAGCAGGCGGAGCGGGAGCGGCAUGUGCGGCAGCUGCGGGAGCAGGAGGAGGAGCAGCACCGUCAGGCCGACCGCAGGGAGAAGCUGCUGCAGGAGGAGCACCUGAGGCGCAGAAGUCAGUACGAGAACAUGGACACAGAUGUGGGUCGGGAUGAAGAGGAACCGCACGAUGGGGCAGAGCGAGAGACGGACACCCAGGCUCUCCACCAGAAGGACGUGAAUGAGGAGGACCAGGAGCAUCAUCACCAGAGCCCGGCUGAGGAUCUGAACCCAGAGGACGACCCGAACAACCAGGGUGAAGAUGAGCUGGAGGAGGCAGGACAGCAGCAGCAGAUGGUUGGAAACCCUGAUCAGCAGGAGGACAACCUUGAUGAGCAGUACCAAGAGGAAGGAGAAGAUGAGGUCCAGGAGGACUUGGCUGUGGCUGCAGCACAUCAGAAACAGGAAGGGGAGGAGGAAGAAGACCCUUACAACGAGGAGAAUGGAGAGGGCGAUGAUGCGAGGCGUGAUGCCGGGAAGGUGGGCAAGGAGCUCAGGAAGGACGUGACGGCCAACGAGGAGGAGAACUACGAAGAGGAGGACGGGGAGGCGGAAGAGGAAGUGACGAAGAACUCGCGGACCAAUCGUAGAGCUGAGAUGUGAGAGGCGGGAGCGCAGAGAGACUGAACACAGUGCCUUCCGCUGAAGAUCGCCGUUCCCUCAGGGUUCUUUUUUAAAAUGUUAUUUUUUCCUUUUUAAAAGUGGGGGGGGGAUGUUUAUCUAGAACUUUCCAGUACAGUAGGUGUCCUGUAUUCUGGUUGACUGGUCCGUGGUUGCAUCCGUCUGGGUUCGGAAUCUGUAAUGAUGGAGGUCAUGUUUUUCCAAAGGCCUGGGAAUAAGCGGUUCCAUGUGACCAGCUGGAUCUUUCUGGUCCAGUUAAAACCAGCCACCGCCUGAAACAAAUCGCCAUGUUCCAAAUGAUGAUGAUGGCUGUAAGGUAGAUGCAUUACCCAAGAUGCUUAUGUUUUUAAGAUUUCUAUGUGAAGGUUUGUAUUGAUCUAUUUAAUGAUGUAUUUAAUUCUUCAGGUGUCGUUUCUGACAAUCAUGUCUCCUCCACUAUAUAUAUGUGUAAAAGGAGGGUUACUAAGCAACCACUUCUUUGACCUGAUUGGCUGCAGCGCUCCCCAAACUUCUAAACGUACCCAAACCCAACGAUUAAACUACUGAAUGUGGCUGGCGGUGCCUGGCAGCCUGGCACGCGGACGCUCACCCGUGUGUCGCGUUUGUACAGGCGCUGUGGGGGACGCCCGUAAUCGUACACUUUUGCUGACAGCGGAAUACAAAAAUCCACAUUCUAGUGGCUGUAAGACUGUUAAGACACAGUGGAGGAAUGAGGCAGAGUGAUAAGCUGUUGGUUGCUGUACAUUUUGGGGGAAGGGCCCCCCCCCCCCCCCCACCCCCCUUUAAUCAUUAACCUACACCUUCUCCGUGCUGCAUGUAGUAAUAUUCAGACCGCAGAGGUACCGUAGUAAUGGUGAAUGUGCUGAUGGUGGCUGGCGAUGGAUUCUCUGGUCUGUGCCCCUCCCAUGGUUAGCUGUCCUGCGUGGUGCCUGAUGGUCCCCUUUGCUGGGGACCCUCACACACUGUUUCUGUCCAUUUUCACAUCAAAAGUGUCAGCUAGCCUCUAGGGGUGUGAUUAUUAUUAUUUUUUUUUUAAGUAAUUCAAAGUUACAGGAGGUAUUUUAUACUUUUUGUGUUACAUGAGGGAGAAAUGUGGCCCUCGCCUUUUAAAACGGGGAAACCUUCUGCUAUUUAUUUCAGAUAUAAUCUCAAAUCCUUUAUCAGCCAUUUUGUUUUCAUGUCCCCAUAACUAUACAGAGGAUUGUAAAAGGCGGAGAUGCUAAACAAUCGAUUCCUUUAAUCGCUCACGUUCUGCUGUAAAAUGUAUAGAUAAAUAAAUAUCAUUUUGUACGUA